This is a messenger RNA of Mycena citricolor, 795 nucleotides long. Lineage: Eukaryota; Fungi; Basidiomycota; Agaricomycetes; Agaricales; Mycenaceae. The record is from the annotation of a GenBank genome assembly.
AUGGCACCGGCGCAGACCCCCGGUUUCGAGGAUAUUCUGGACACCGGUGUGAACAAUGGCUGGUACGAUCCAGGUGUUCUUCUGCAAGCUCUUGUCUUCCGCUGGGUGUUCAUUCCGUGGCUCCAGGCCGAGUUGGACGCAUAUCGCAAUCACAUCAACAUGACAGCAAAACGACACGAUUGUAACAAGAUUCUCCCUCAUGGUGUCCCCCAACAUAUGAUGGAGUUUCCGGAGGAGUAUGCAAUCCUUGACUUCAAGAUCAAAGUCAAACCGGAGCAUAUUAGCACUGUCCGAAACCAAUAUGCGUCUCCGGACCACGACAUCUUCAAUCUAGUUCCCCCUGAUUUCGAAGCAUACAUUGGUGAGUUCUACACUGACCUUGGCUCACCCUCUGUCAAUCGGAACACAUGUUGGGAUGUGUAUUGGCAACUGCUUCAUCACUUUGAGCGAUUCGAUGAAACUCACCAUGUUCCUACAACCGUCGAUGACCUCUGGGGCUUUGCCUUGACUCAGGCAGAAAACGAGUAUCGGGACGAGAUUCCACCAAUUCCUAAUCUACGGCCGCUUCGUGGAGGGGAUGACAUUGUGGGUCGAGACGGAGCGUACUACAUGGGUGGUGUGAAUGGUGGAGAUGGGCUUGAUUUGGAACAGAAUGCAGCGCUUUGCCGCCUCAUUGAUCAUGUCGAGCCGGUUGUUCCAGGCGCAUCCGACGGUCCUAGCUCAGAAGAGGAUGUAUUUGCGUGGUUUUCCGACAAGGAGGAAGCAAACGAGCUCAAUGUUCCUGAUGAGUGGUAG